GCCCGCCGCUGCCGCCUGGGCGCCGAGCCUUGGGGCGCCCGGGCCGGGGGGAGGCCGGAGCUGGAGGCCGGCGGGAAAUGGGGGAGAAAUGGACCAUAACCAACUCGUUAAUGUCAUGUCAGACCAAUGCUAGGAAGAAAAAGCCACUGGAGAGGUUUGAAGGCGACAGGGGCUGCUGUGCUCUCUAGGGUGAUCAGCACCCGCCUGGAGGAGGUGACUUCUGAGCACAGACCUGAAUGAGGACAGGACACUGCCUUGUGCUGUCAGGAAGAAGAUUCCAGCCAAAGGGACCAAGCUGCGGUGUAACAGACAAAACAAGCGGGCCAGAGAGCUGGCUGCCUACGUAACAGCUACUACUAUGAUGCCCACUAGGCCUUUCAUCCAUGAGUAGGUUAAUCCAUUUAUAAGAGCAGAGUCCCAAGGCUCAGUCACUCCUCAAAGGAUAGAUGUGGAUUCCCAGUUGACCCCCUGGCUGUGCUCCCCCUAGUCCACAAAAUGGGAUUGUGAAGCAGACACUCCUGCAGAAUUUUCACACUAGAUGAUGGAUGACGACAGGCUCUCGGACCUCCAGCCUAUGGAAUUUCAUAAUGCCUGCUUGGGAGCCAGUCCACAGCAUCACCCUGGAGCAUACCUGAGGGAGCCCGGCCACAGCUCAGGCAAGGAACACAACUGGACCUUUGAGCCUCCUGAACCCUCCAGGCCUGACACUCCUCCCAGGGGCUCUGGUCAGGAGCCUGCUCACUUGGGGAGCUGCUCUUCCCAGGGGGACCUCAGGCCGGCAGCAGCUUGGCCAGAGGCACAGGGGAAUCGCUGUUCCCCGGGGAGCCCAUCGCAGAACCAGGGCUCAUCCACGCAGGUGGUGUUCUGGGCCGGCAUCCUGCAGGCCCAGAUGUGCGUCCUGGACUUAGAGGAAGAGCUGGAGAAGACAGAAGGACUCAGGAGCAGGCUGAGGUGCUGCCUGCCCACAUCUACUGCAGACCUCCCUGGUGACACAGGCUUGCGCCCCAGCACCACCCAGGAGGAGGAGGAGGAGGACUGUGGGGAAGACAGCAGUGGGCCCAAGGGGGAGAACCACGCCUGGCCCAGGGAAGACUCGCCAGGCUCCUCCCCGGAGUGGGGUCCCGAGGAGGAGAGCCUAUUCUUCGACAACCCCCUCUUCCUGGAGAGCCCUUGCUCGGACACCAGCGUUUCCAGGGAGUACUUUUCCUGGGGCUUCCCCAACUCCCAGGCAGACACAAGGCCUGGGCCUGACUGGUCACUUCCAGGCAACAGCAGGCUCUGGGAGCCAGAAAGUGAACUGGAUUUGGGGGACAGCACCGCUGGUUCCAGUGGCUGCGCUACCCCUCCAUUCCCUGUGCCUCCCUACAAAUCACACCCCUUCUGCUGGGCAUUGCUGGCCCCUGCCGAAGACAGUCAGGUACCACCUCCUGCUGAGGAAGAAGACAAGGCUCCUCUGGAAGAUGAGUGUGGCCCCGCAUCCCUUGCAGGACUCCGUGGGGACAAAACAUGGGCCAAGGAGACAGUGCGCCUGGAGUCGGACCGCAGCCCUGCCACACAUCCUGCGCCGCCGUGGGUCCUCACAAGCGCUGAGGGCUGGCAGACAGAAGAGACUCCUUCCUGGUCCCCAGACAGAGGUGAGAGGGAUGACGGGCGGCCCCAGGAAGCUGCUCCCCGCACCUUGGCUCCCAGCCCCUGUGGGAGCCCAGCGUCCUCGCCUGGCAGCCCUGUGUCUGAGGGCAGAGGCCCUGGCCCCAGGCCCACCACUGUGUCCUCCCAGGAGGGCAGCCCGCAGCCCCAGCGCCACAGCCCUGGCAUUGUCCCCAAGUGGCCGCUAGACGCUUCCCACCCUUCACUCCUGGAAACUGAUGGGCUACAUCCAACUUCCCUGAAGAAAGACGAGGCUGGGGAGGCCCCAGACGCAGGGCAGGAAGUAGAGUGUGAAGGCCCUGCUGGGACUACAGGGGCUGCAGGCGCCCAGCCCGACGUCCACUGGACUUGUGCAGAAGGGCCUGCUGAGAGCCCCAUGCCACAGGCGGGACCUCCUGAGGAAGACCAGAGGUCCCUUGCUGGAGACGAGCUGGCAAAUGGUGUCAGGAGUGACAAAGUGGCCUGGAACUUGGCCUCCCGACUCUAUCACCUAGACGGCUUCCGGAAGUCAGAAGUAGCCGCCUACCUGCAGAAGAACAAUGACUUCAGCAGAGCUGUGGCUGAGGAGUACUUGUCCUUCUUCCGGUUUGGAGGCCAGAGUCUGGACUGUGCCCUCCGGAGCUUCCUCCAGGCCCUGGUGCUCAGCGGGGAGACGCAGGAGCGGGAGCGAAUCCUCUACCAGUUCUCCAGACGCUUCUACCACUGCAACCCUGAGGCCUUCCCCUCAGUUGAUUCUGUACACACCUUGACCUGUGCUAUUAUGCUCCUUAACACAGACCUGCAUGGACAGAACAUCGGGAAGAGCAUGAGCUGCCAGGAAUUCAUCACCAACCUGAACGGCCUGCAGGACGGCGGAAACUUCCCCAAGGAGCUGCUGAAGGCCCUCUACUGGUCUAUCCGAAGUGAGAAGCUUGAGUGGGUUAUGGAUGAGGAAGAGGCAGUCCGACCUGAGAAGGCCCGGCCAUCUCCCCCGACUGGCAAGAUGAGUAAUCCUUUUCUCCAGCUGGCACAGGACCCCACGGUGCCCACCUACAAGCAGGGCAUCCUGGCACGGAAGAUGCACCAUGAUGCAGACGGCAAGAAGACGCCAUGGGGCAAACGUAGCUGGAAGAUGUUCCACACCUUACUGCGAGGGAUGGUUCUCUACUUCCUGAAGGGAGAGGACCACUGUGCGGAGGCGGAGAGUUUGGUCGGGCAGAUGGUGGAUGAGCCUAUUGGGGUGCACCACGCGCUGGCCACGCAGGCCACGCACUACACCAAGAAGCCGCACGUCUUCCAGCUGCGUACUGCAGACUGGCGCCUCUACCUCUUCCAAGCGCCGACAGCCAAGGAGAUGACUUCCUGGAUUGCGCGCAUUAACCUGGCGGCAGCCACGCACUCCGCGCCGCCCUUCCCCGCCGCCGUGGGUUCCCAGCGCAGAUUCGUGCGGCCCAUCCUCCCCAUUGGCCCGGCACAGAACUCCCUGGAGGAGCAGCAUCGGUCCCACGAGAACUGUCUGGAUGCAGCCUCGGACGACCUGCUGGAUCUGCAGAGGAACUUACCCGAGCGACGCGGGCGCAGCCGCGAACUGGAGGAGUACCGCCUGCGAAAGGAGUAUCUGGAGUACGAGAAAGCCCGCUACGAGACCUAUGUGCAGCUGCUGGUGGCGCGCCUGCACUGUGCCUCUGAGGACCUGGAUGUAUGGGAAGAGUGGCUGGGGAGGGAAGCUGAAGACACCUGGGAACCCAAACCCAGCCUGAAGAAGUCCCACUCGAGCCCCUCCCUGCACCAGGAUGAGGCCCCCACCACCGCCAAGGUGAAGCGCAAUAUCUCCGAGCGCCGAACCUACCGGAAGAUCAUCCCCAAGCGGAAUCGCAAUCAGCUGUGAAGCCGGCACCAACCCACAGAUGCCGGCCCUUCUCCGGAGGAGACUGAGUCACUGCCCUGCAGAGGUGCCACAUUCACUGGGUCCACCACGAGGCCUGGGCGCCUCCCUUCUCUGCUGAGGGGCAGCACUUGUUUCCCCGUGGCCCCAUUCAUUGCCCAGCUCCCUGGAGCUUCCCUCUUGCCACUGCCUGCCCACCACUGCUGUGGCAGUUGCUGCUGAGCCCGUCCCUGGCCACCCUGAAGGAAGAAUGAGGUAGAACGAGGACUAGACUCCGCUCCUAACAUUCAGCCCAUGUCACCCCCAUUCCUCAGAACCGGGGUGACUUCAUUUCUGGUGCUUACUUGAACCUGAAGGAGGGCCAGCCAGGAGAGCCCCUGCCCUGAGGAAAAUUAGGUAACCUGCCAGGAAGGCCCAGAGAACAGGGAAAACAGUGCAGAGACUGUUGAGAGAAGCCAACAGUGACCCAGGGAGCGGUGCCUUCCAGGCCCUGCCCACUAGGGGGCAGCCUUCUGGCAGGGACCUCAGCAAGCUUCUCUGCACCUUUGUCUUCCCUGGUUCCAUGAUUCUGCCAGAUGAGAGAACCUGGUGUUCAGUUGCUGAGGAUGGAGUGCAGCCAGGGCCUCUGGAGGUCGGUGCUGAACCGGGAGAGCCCAGAAAAGGGCCCCUUUGUUUCCCAGACGGAGAAGGUAGUUCUCCAGGUGUAGCCAGCUGGCAAGGGCAGAGAGUAAAAGGUGGGGACAGAUGCCUGAGGGUGUCUGCCCAGCCAGUGCUCUAGCUCAGAAGUGUGGGAUAGGAUGGCCAACGGGGACCAGAGCCUCGGCCGGGCAUGGGAAACCCUUCAUGUCCUUACAGCUGUGCUGCUGAGGGCACCAGGACACCUUCCUCCCCGAGUCACUUCCCUGAGGCUCUGCUGUCCUCCCCAGGGAGUCCCCUCAUCUUGUCCUCUGGCUGCCUCCCAGCUGGACCUGUUCUCCAGGGGAGGUUCUGAGACCAGGGACUUGGGGUGCUGCCUGUGGGAAGGAGGCUGGGCUGGAGGGAGCCACCGCCAUUGUUUCUGCUCAGCCAAGUGUACCGCUAGGCCGCCUGCCAAGUGGGCCCCUCUUCUGCCUGCCCGCUGCCCCAUGGCUGCCACGUGGCCUCUCCUGCUGUCCUGUGGGCCACCCUCCUCCCUCCCUCUGGACAAUGCUUGUCACGGCGCAGGGCUGGCCUUGGGAGCCUCAUGGCUGCCUCUGGCCAGGACUUGGACUGGGCCAUGCACCCAAUGGGUGUGCAAUAAAUACAGAUGAACAGAAUAGAAAGUGUGCACAAGUGCGUGGUGUGGGGGUGGGACGUAAGGCAGCUGGGCACACCUGUGUGGUGUGCACAUUUAUGCGCACGCAUGCGUGCAUGUGUAGAGUGCGUCACGUGUUCACCUGUAGUCACAGUUACAGGCUGUGGAACGUCCCUGUCAUUUCCUUAUAUACUCGUCCAUUGCACAGAUAGCCUCGAACACUUGAACACCAGUACCAGGCGUUCUGGAGGUGAAUUUAACACACCCCUGACUCUAGGAGUUGAUAAUCCACUUGCUGCUGUGCCCCAGCUCGCAGGACAGAGGUGCAGUUUGUCUUGCUGGGAAGACAAUUCUGUUUCCCACGCAGGGAUUCGGCCUCGGGAGGCCUGUUGGGCCAAAGGUUGUGUGUGUUUCAAGCCCCUUGAAUAACUGAGGUGUAAUAGCAGUGAACAGCCUCACGAGAGUCCAGUAAUCUCAUUUGAGGUGUAAAGUCAGCCUCGUGCCUUGGCCCAGGUUCGAUGCUCACAGGCUAAAUGGCCUUGAAUGGGUUCUUCGACCUUCUGGACAGUGUGUCCUGAUUUAUAACACCGGAAUAAAAGGUACAGUCUGUCCAAAUGUGUGUGACGCCUCGAUGCUCCUUCGCACAGGCGGAGUUGGCAUCUUCAUUUCAGUGGGGCGUACGAAACCUUCACAGCCAGGCGGUCCUUGCUGCCUGGCUUCACCCUGUCAGGGCUGCCAGGCACGUAGGCUAAGGGAGAACUGGGGAAGCGGGAGAGGCUCGCGGGCUUGCACUUACACGCUGUGACCACUGGAGGGCGGGCUUGCAUCUCCCUAGCUCCUGACUGCGCCGGUGUGUGGUUCCAUAGCUGAGCUCUCUGGGGGACUCGGGUCUGCAUCUUCAGGCUAGCACCUUAACCUACCGGAAUCUACCACUUGCCCAAAGUUGUCGUGGCCCCAGCUAGGGCUCCUACCACCGGCGGAAAGGCUUUCCCACUUAAAGGAAUGGAGCGCUGAUGUUUCCAGUGGAGGACCUCCACCAGAGACAAAGAAGUUUCUGCAGCCUGUGGGGAUAGCUAGGGGCUGCCCCCUUCCCACUCCACCCGUGUGCCCCUGGAAAGCAGGGCCCUGAUCCUGGGUAUGGAACAGAUGCGU
This is a messenger RNA of Octodon degus (degu), 5936 nucleotides long. RefSeq names its product pleckstrin and Sec7 domain containing 4 (gene Psd4). The transcript is spliced from 19 exons. Gene Ontology annotation, biological process: regulation of ARF protein signal transduction. The coding region runs from base 539 to 3514 and encodes 991 amino acids. The record is from RefSeq and is a predicted model, not a curated record. NCBI's taxonomy places the organism in Eukaryota, Metazoa, Chordata, Mammalia, Rodentia, Octodontidae. Gene Ontology annotation, cellular component: ruffle membrane. Gene Ontology annotation, molecular function: protein binding; guanyl-nucleotide exchange factor activity; phospholipid binding.